ACUAAAACGCUAGUUUGGCCAGUGUGUGAAAUAAAUGAAUAAAUACAUGAAUUAAUUAAAAUUAAUAAAGUAGAAUACAGUAACAUUUUACUAGACGGAUCUAAGUCUCGUUUUACCCCGCGAUAGCGACGUGAGAUGUGACGUCAUUGUGAUGUUCAGCAUGGACGUGCAAACAAACAGCGGCGCCUCUGCGCGAGCAGAAAGAAAAGAGCGAGAAAAGGCGAAAAUAAUCCAGAGAGAGAAACAACGACAGACCGUGAAGACGAUCUCCCAGAUCCUCCAGAAGUGUGAUGGAGAGCGGACGCAGGAGGAGCGGUCGCUGCUGCAGGCGCACCAGGACACGGUUCAGGAGCUGAGCAGACGACAGAGCCGCAGACACCUGCUGAAGAGAAAACUAGAGGAGGUCUUUGACGAGGCUGAGAACUUGAAGACUAAAGUGAAGCAGCUGGCGGAGGCAGUCCAGCAGGCCAAGCACGUGGUCAUCUACACCGGAGCCGGAAUCAGUACUGCUGCCUCCAUCCCAGACUAUCGGGGACCAAAUGGGGUGUGGACUCAGCUGCAGAAGGGCCAUUCUGUGAGUACAUCAGAUCUGAGUCGAGCUGAGCCCACCCUCACACACAUGUGCAUCUGGAUGCUACACAAAUUUAAGAUGGUUCAGCAUGUGGUCUCACAGAACUGUGACGGUCUUCACCUGCGCAGCGGUCUGCCCAGACACGCCCUCUCUGAACUCCAUGGAAACAUGUUCAUUGAGGUGUGUGCUUCCUGCUCUCCAGCACGAGAGUUUAUCCGUUUGUUUGACGUGACCGAGCGUACGGCUCUGCACAGACACGGGACUGGCCGGCUGUGUCCUCAUUGCAGAGCAGAGCUCAGAGACACCAUAGUGCAUUUCGGUGAACGUGGCACUCUGGAGCAACCGCUCAACUGGAAGGGGGCAGCGGAGGCCGCACAGCAGGCUGACGUGAUCCUCUGUUUGGGCUCUAGUUUGAAGGUGUUAAAAAAAUACUCUUGCUUGUGGUGCAUGAAUAGACCAGCCAACAGAAGACCAAAGCUGUACAUUGUAAAUCUUCAGUGGACACCAAAAGAUAACUUGGCUACUCUGAAAAUUCAUGGAAAGUGUGAUGCUGUGAUGGCUCUUCUCAUGGAAGAGCUGGGUUUGGAAAUUCCAGUUUACAACAGAUCACAAGACCCCAUCUUCAGCUUGGCUAAACCACUCUGUCCACAAGAGCAGAAGAGUCACACUCGUAAAGAGAUAGUGCCACCUGCUGCUCUGGAGGACGUUUCGCAAGAGGUGCAGGCUCAAGGCGAAGGUACAGCAGUUCAAGGUGGCUGGUUUGGAAGAGGUUACUCCAAAGCAAGAAGGAAAAAGAAGACUUUGUAGUUUCUAAAGCAUGACAUGCUACACAGCUGCUCAGAUGGCCAUUUUGGCUUGGCUUGGAAGUAUCACACUCGCUGCUUGAAGAAAUGUUGCUGAUUGGCUAUUUCUGAUGAAUAUGUGUGAUGUUAUAACCUCAUGGGUUAUAGAUAACUGCUUUUCUUAAAACAUAACUAUAUGUCUCUGAAAAUAACUAGUAAGACCUCUCCAAUAGAGCAAAGAAAAUGUUUACUUGUGAGCAGUUUGGCUGGUCUACAUGAUGGUAUGGUUUUGACAAGUGCACUUUACUUCCAAUCUCAGGUUUAUAGAAUAAGCAAUAUAUGAUUCUCAUGACAGCAGUUUUAUGAGAGAGACCUCCAUUUGUUGCAGGUUUUUUAUUUAUUUAUUAAAAUAUAAUUUACUCACCCAUGUUGUUUAAAACCCUGUGUAACACACACACACACACACACACACACACACACACAAAUGUAGUUUUGCAUUUUGAGCUCUAAAAAAGCACCAUAAAAGUUGUCCAUACAAUUUGUGUGUUCUGUUCCAAGUCUUCUGAAGCUGUACAGUUGCUUUGUGUGACAGCAUCUUGUUUCAAGGGAGACAUUUAGGAACAUGUGGAUGAGAAAAUGAUCAUUUUUAUUUUUGAGUGAAAUUUAUAGAAAUAUAGCUGUUUACUUAAAGUCAGUAUUACUGGAUUUAGUAAAAAUGAAUGCUUUAUUUCAGUCCACUAUUAAAAUAAUUAAUUAGACAUACCGGUCCUCAACCAAGUAAGAGUAGGUGUAUAUUUUAAUUAAAUUAAAUGUUUAUAUUGACCUUUGACAAAUGGUGCUAUAGCUGAUUAGAACCAGAAUUGUAGCCUUUUGUGUAGGACUUUAUCUAUACAUACGAGGAAUAAAACCUCAUGUGUGGACUUUGUUACUAUAAUUGUAAUAACCUGAACUGAAAUAAAUGUUUGCACAGACGAGUAACUAGUAUUAAACUGUAUGAGUUGGAUGUUGUUUGAAAACAAAACUGCUGCAAGUGCCAUUACUUCUUUGAUUUUGUUUCGAUUACUAUGUUUUGUCCUAGUUUACAUUUUAUUUCAGAUGUUUGGAUUUCUACAUACUACUGUAAAGAAAACUUGUGGAUUUUUAUGAUAUACUUGUACUGAAAAUAGAAAAUGGACCGUUAUAAAUUCUGCCACAAUAAAUUGUCUUCUCUUCUUGUAA
This is a messenger RNA of Megalobrama amblycephala (Wuchang bream), 2571 nucleotides long. RefSeq names its product sirtuin 7 (gene sirt7). Lineage: Eukaryota; Metazoa; Chordata; Actinopteri; Cypriniformes; Xenocyprididae. The transcript has 10 exons. Bases 152 to 1378 code for a protein of 408 amino acids. The record is from RefSeq and is a predicted model, not a curated record. Gene Ontology annotation, molecular function: NAD+ binding.